AUGGCUUUUUCUGAGAAAAGGACUUCCUCCAAGGUGCUCAUCAUUGGAGCUGGCUUUUCCGGUCUAGCUACGGCUUGUCAACUCAGAAGAGAGCACAAUUGUGAUGACUAUAUCAUCUAUGACCGUUCAUCUGCUCCAGGAGGAACUUGGUGGGCAAAUAAAUAUCCAGGAUGUGCCGUGGAUAUCCCAGCGGUCUUUUAUAGCCUAUCGUUUGCCCCAAAUCCCGAUUUCUCGAAAGUCUACCCACCACAAGCGGAGAUAUUGGAAUACUUCAACCGAGUUGCGGACAAGUACGACGUCUCUCGACACAUCGUUCAGAAUACAGAAUGGGAAGGGGCCUAUUGGCAGGAGCCGACAAGGAGCUGGUUGGUGAAGUUGAAGAACUUGUCCACAGGUCAGGUCUUCUACCACGACUGCAAAAUCUUGAUAUCUGCUGUUGGAGCCUUGGUGAACCCAAAUACAUUUGGCGCCCCUGGUGCCGAAAUAUUUCAAGGCGAUAUCGUCCAUACGGCUGCGUGGAAAGAGGAUAUGUCUCUUCGAGAGAAAGAUGUGAUUGUCGUUGGCAAUGGAUGUUCGGCUGCUCAGCUCAUUCCCGCUAUUGCUAAAGAAGCUCGAAGCAUCACCCAAUUUAUUCGGACUCCCCAAUUCUACUUGCAAAAUGAAAACAAGCAAAUCGACGACAACUGGAAAUUCAUUUUUCGCUAUGUGCCCGGUGCUCUGCGUUUGUUGAGACUGAUGGUGUUUCUCUAUUUGGAGAGCACAGCUGUCAGAUUCAAUAUCAAUCCUAACGGAAACAAAGCCAGAAAUCUAUCAUCAGAGAGAAGCAAAGCUUACAUCCAAAGGAAUGCGCCCGGUGAGCUCAACCCAAGAAGAAUCAUUUGUCGCCGGAUCUUCGACAACAACAAGUAUAUCAGUUGCCUGCAAAAGAGCAAUAUUCAUCUUACAGAAGACCCGAUUGUCGAAAUUUCAUCUCAUUCGAUUUUCACCAAGUCUGGCCAGGAGUAUCCUGCAGAUGCAAUUCUGCUUGCCACCGGAUUCGCCCUGACGCAGUACGAUGUAGAGCUGGUAGGGCGGAAUGGCCGGACUCGUGAUCAGCAUUGGGAUAACUUCGGCUACAAGGAGGCAUACAAAUCGACUGCGAUGUCCGGAUUCCCCAAUUUCUUCUAUGUUCUGGGUCCCAACUCUGGUAAAGGCCAUACGUCUGCCAUUUACUCCAUUGAGAACUACGUGAACCUUGUCAUGAAGGUGAUUGCGCCGGUUAUUCAAGACCGCUGUUCCUUCGUCGAGGUGAAGCCCGACAGGGAGAAAGAUUACAACGUGAAUUUGCACGAGAAGAUUGCCACGACGAUCUUCGACAGCUCAUGCAGGAGUUAUUUCAUCGACUACAAGACUGAGAAGAAUUGGUUCAUAUACCCAUGGAACUCAUUUGUCAUGUGGUACUCCACUCACUCGGGCCGUUCGGAUGACUGGACAUACGAUGUCCGACCUGACAAAAACCGAGUGUUCCGCUUCCGUCAUCUACUACUCCUCCUUGCACUCAGCAUUAUUUUGAUUAGCUUUACCAUGAUAGUAAGAGAGAAAUACAGUUGA
Messenger RNA from Penicillium egyptiacum, 1590 nucleotides. The record is from the annotation of a GenBank genome assembly. Lineage: Eukaryota; Fungi; Ascomycota; Eurotiomycetes; Eurotiales; Aspergillaceae.